CGUGACGCUUAUUUUGCGCGAAACUCAAUCGGAAAAGCUAAAGUUCAGGUGAACUGGUUGGAAAUGAGUAAAAAAGAUAACGGAGCGUCAGUCAUCCUCGCCUAUCUGAAUGAGAAGAACCGUCCUUACAGUGCUCAGGAUGUCUUCUGCAACCUACAAAAGCAGCAUGGGUUGGGAAAAACGGCUGUGGUCAAAGCCAUGGAGCUGCUGGCUCUGGAGGGCAAGAUACGGGAGAAAACAUACGGCAAACAAAAGGUUUAUUUUGCAGAUCAGGCUCAGUUCAAAGAUGUGAACGAUGCAGACCUGAAAGCAAUGGACUGUCAGAUCUCAGAGCUGAGUGCAGAGGUGCAGUCCCUCACUCAAAGCUGCAGACAGCUCGAUUCAGAGCUGAAGGAGCUGAACAGCUCCCUCACUACAGAGGAAAUGGUGUCCGAGAUCCAAGAGCUAAAAACAGAAUGUUCUGGAUACAGAGCGCGUCUGGAGAAAAUAAAGUCAGCAGCAAAUCAUGUCACACCAGAAGAAAAAGAGAAGGUUUACAAAGAGCGAGACGUUUACGUCAAGGAGUGGAGAAAGAGGAAGAGACUGGCUUCAGACAUGAUAAAUGCCAUCCUGGAGGGAUACCCAAAGAGCAAAAAGGAAUUCCUGGAUGAAACUGGAGUGGAGACUGAUGAGGACUGCAAGGUGGUCGUUCCAAAGACCUGAACAAGAAAACGCAGCUGCCACAUCAGUGUAAGCCUGUGUGGUACAUAGCUAAAAAAGUAAUUAUAUAUCAGAGCUGUCUGAGCCAUAACAUACUUUAUUUAACGCCUUUCUUUUGAAUAAAUUGUACAAAUUUACUACAUUUUGAAGCAGCAUUUUAACUGAAAGUAUAUUAAUACACAAACAGCUGUUGUUUGUGAACAAAAGAGGCAUUACUGGUUUAAUGUGUCCCUUUUUUAAAGCCAUUGAAGUAAUGCGUUUCCAUAAAUGUCGAGUUAUUCGUUAAAGCUUUAAGAGCUGUGCAUCCUUUGUUGUUCUUGUACAUCUUUAAGUCCAUGUUUGUGUCAGUUUUUUUGAAAAUACAACUUAACCACGAUGUAUAAAGCAUGGUUAUAGGUGAAUAGUAUGAGUAUAGUUUAUCUCCAGUUCUCUCCUUUCAAUCAUCGGUUGUAGUUUUUUCUGGCUGUAUAACUGCCAAGUUAUUAAAUGUUCAUGACGCUAA
Messenger RNA from Stegastes partitus (bicolor damselfish), 1201 nucleotides. Its product is annotated as homologous-pairing protein 2 homolog. Gene Ontology annotation, biological process: homologous chromosome pairing at meiosis; meiotic strand invasion involved in reciprocal meiotic recombination; meiotic joint molecule formation. Gene Ontology annotation, cellular component: condensed nuclear chromosome; DNA recombinase auxiliary factor complex. The record is from RefSeq and is a predicted model, not a curated record. Lineage: Eukaryota; Metazoa; Chordata; Actinopteri; Pomacentridae. The transcript has 8 exons. The coding region runs from base 64 to 702 and encodes 212 amino acids. Gene Ontology annotation, molecular function: double-stranded DNA binding; recombinase activator activity.